AUGGGCUCCAAAAGGAAACAAAAAGAGAAGCAAAAGGACUUCAAAAAGGCAAAGUUGAAGGUUGGGAAAACAGCACAAAAGGCAGACAACUAUACGGACACAUCUUUCAAGUCAAAGACGAUAUCUUUACCUGGUCAAUCAAUCACCCAUGCCCACUCAUCCAAAGAUUUACAACACCAAUUGUCUUUGACAAAGCACCAUUCCUCAACAGCCAGAAAAGAAGUGGUAAUCAGCUUGACCCAAAACUUACCGUCAAAUCCCUCGAGCUAUAAACAAAUUAUAACUAGUGUUACGCCAUUGAUGUUAGACGAAUCCAAACAGGUACGGUUGGAAGUGUUGAAGCUUUUGCAAGAAUGCGGCAAAAAGCAACCAGGGCUCUUGGAUUUGCAUAAGCGUACAAUCAUUCUAUUCACAAUAUCGGCAAUGACUCAUAUACUGCCAGAUAUUAGAAACACUAGCACCAAAUUUCUUGAUGUAGUGAUUGAGUAUGCUGAUGUCAAGCUGUACUUUGUCAAGAUUUUGAAGAACAUAUUUAUAUUAAUGGGGUGGUCUCUACAGAAUGACUCGAAAUCGAAAAGUGUGUCAAUCACUUCGAGCUCUUCCAUUCUACUUGGGACAAACACAAAGAAAGCACGCAUUGACCACUUGAGUGUGUUGGCCAACUUCUUACAAUCUACGUUGUUUGAGCAAAAUGAAAAAGCUGUCUCUGAGAAUAGUCCUGAUGCAAUAGCAACCCACACCCAGUCCUAUAAGUAUUUGAUACCCACUAUACCGCAAGCUUAUGCACCAUUGAAAUUAUUUGUUAAUGAAAUGAACGUGGGAGAUGGAAAUUUUGAAGAUUUGCAAAACUUGGAUACAUUGACAACUGAAGAUUUAUCAACACGGGUGAAUGCCAUGAAUAGCUUCUUUAAAGAAAAGUUGAUGCACAACUUGUCAAGUUUAGUGAAGGAAGGUGGGGAAGUUGGCCGCGAAUCAACUCGAUCGACGGCACUUUUGCGUCAACCUCAAUUCCACACAAGCGCUACACUCCUAGCUUCAUCGAAGAAGAACAGCAAAUCGAAAAGGGCUCAAAAGCAGCAAAAGAUUCAAAUUCAAGACGACAAGAUUCAAGCUGAGGCAGAAGAGGAAGUAGUGACACCUACAAUAGACUUUAAAGAUGCAACAGCCAGGUUUGAAUCCAUCAUAUCGAGGUUUGACAAAUUAGCAAAUGAGAUCAAGUUGGGGAAAUUGAAUCCCAAAAUAUUUGAUAACUUGCUUGUGAAUGUGGGUAACCAGAAGGAAGUUGUUGAAGUGCCCUUUAACACAAUUGCGCAAACUUCAGUCAAGGGAAGAAACUUCAUCAUCACCAUGUUUGACCCACUGAAUGCGCAGGCUAUAAUCAACACAAUAAUUGGAUCUGGAUUGAAUAUGAGCGGAAUCGUUGAUCCAGCAAACAAGUUCAACAUCAAAGUUCCCUUACCUCCAAUUACAUUAGAAACCAAACAAAAUGACGUCAAGUUGUUGAAGGAGUUGUUUGACAAGUUGCGAAAUAACAAAACUGGCUCAUUGACAUCCGUUAGAGGUGAUGUGAGACACAAGUUCCAAUCACAUUUGAAGACUCACAAAUUGUCGGAUUUGGAGAAUAAGCAGUUGACUCAGUUGGAGAAAUUACACAAGUUGUACGUUGAUAAACUACAAGAGUCAUUUAAACAGUAUGAAAAGCGUAUCUUGCAAUAG
Messenger RNA from Lodderomyces theae, 1716 nucleotides. RefSeq names its product IPI1. NCBI's taxonomy places the organism in Eukaryota, Fungi, Ascomycota, Pichiomycetes, Serinales, Debaryomycetaceae. The transcript is spliced from 2 exons. Gene Ontology annotation, molecular function: ribosomal large subunit binding. The coding region runs from base 1 to 1716 and encodes 571 amino acids. Gene Ontology annotation, cellular component: mitochondrion. The record is from RefSeq and is a predicted model, not a curated record. Gene Ontology annotation, biological process: translation.